AAUAGCUUCCAUAUGUUAUUAUCGUCCAACUAUGAUAUCGGUCUCCAAAGAUGCUCGAUUUGUUCUUGUCUCUGUGGAUGAAUUUGCGAAAGAAAAGAAAAGAAAAGAAAAGAAAAGAAAAAAAAAUGAUGGGGGACACAAGGAAAUCGAGGGCCGUUUAUAUACGGACAUUGAUUCUCAAUUUCAACGUCGAGGAAUAUCGAUGCAACUUCUGCAACUGUCCAUACUCCUCUCAAAGCCAUUUGAAGAGGCAUCUGACCAGAGGUUGCUUCAUGGAUCCCUCGUUCAGGAUCGAGGAAAGGCGAACGAUGAAUCGAAUCGAGUCGAGGAACCACGUUUGCCCAAAGUGUUCCCAAGGGUACAAGAACAAGAGGACAUUGGACACGCAUUUGCGGACAGUUUGCGGCCGAGAACCGAAAUUUCAUUGCCCCUAUUGCGGCCUCAGGAGCAAACAUCCGCCUAACAUUUACACUCACAUCAGGCGUAGACACAAGGGGGAGGAUUUGUUCUUAAUUGUUGACAAAGAUCAACGAUGUUGAAGUAUCGUGCUUCAUCGAUUUCUACGAACUUUUGUUAAUUUUUUUUCUCCCCCCUCCCCAUGUAAUUUUUUCAUGUUUGGUAAUAUCGAUAGUUUUCUUUUUCUUUUGAAUACAAUAAAUAGAGUGUUUCGUCUUCUUUCCUGAUUUUUUUCCUUCCGUUGGUAUAAAAAAAAGAAAUCAUGAAGAUUAUCGUAAAUGUCAUCGUAAAUAUAUUUCGUAUGAAGUAUAUAGUAUAGUUUACGUACAAUAAUCUUUGCCGUGUUUUUUUUUACGUGAAUAUUUUUCAAAUAACGAAUAAAUUAAUGUUGAUUUAAUACGCAAUUUUUUAUGUUCCUUCUGUCUUCGGUUAUUGUCAUGUUUUAUUGUCGAUUGAAACAAUUUGUUUAUAACGUCAUAUAUAUGGUGAUUCGAACAGUUGGAACGGAUCCUAUUUUUUUUUUCUGAUUGUGAUUGGAAAAAAGUGUUGAAUGGUUCGAAGAAAAUUAAAUUUUAAAUAUUUUUUUUUUCUUUCUAGUGAGAAUAUAUGUAUUUGGUUGAUAUGCGAUUGAAAUGCGAUUAAAGUAUUUUGAAGAAAUAUGACGCUUGUUGAAAAUGAGUAUUUUCGUUCAAUCUUGAAUCUCUAGAAUUUUUUUGAUGAAUUGUUUGAAAUAUACAAAGAUUGUAUUUACGUAUUUUAAAUUCUAUAAAAAUUGCAAAAAAUGAUAACCAAAAAUCAGAUUAAUUUAUCAUUAAUGAUAAAAGAAAACGUUCUUUAGAAAAUAUUCUUCAAAAUAUCUCGUAAAUUUUUAACUACACUUGUAAAAACAAAAAAAGGUUAUAUAUUUUCAUUAAAAUAAAAAAUACUGUAAUUUGCAAAUAUAAUUUUUUCGAAAUUAUCCUGUUAUCAUUUUUCUGCUCAAAAUUUUUUUUUUCUCGAUUUCAAUCGAAAAAAAAUUAUGAUGAUCAUGUUCCAAUUGAAUCACUUGUACGUAUGACAUGUGAAUUAAUACUUAAGUAGAAACUGUGUAUAGUAAAAUUCGUAGCUAGCUAUGUUUAUUUCGAUAUUUCUUACAUACAUAAUUCAAUCAAAUUAUUUUAUACAUGCAUGAGAAACACCGAAAAUACAUUAAAGGCAAACACUUAAUUGUUAAAUAAACAAGUAUGAUAUUAUGACAAAAUUUAAA
This is a messenger RNA of Apis cerana (Asiatic honeybee), 1702 nucleotides long. Its product is annotated as zinc finger X-chromosomal protein-like. Lineage: Eukaryota; Metazoa; Arthropoda; Insecta; Hymenoptera; Apidae. The record is from RefSeq and is a predicted model, not a curated record.